This is a messenger RNA of Amborella trichopoda, 2203 nucleotides long. Its product is annotated as pentatricopeptide repeat-containing protein At5g66520. Gene Ontology annotation, biological process: RNA modification. The record is from RefSeq and is a predicted model, not a curated record. Gene Ontology annotation, molecular function: RNA binding; protein binding. NCBI's taxonomy places the organism in Eukaryota, Viridiplantae, Streptophyta, Magnoliopsida, Amborellales, Amborellaceae.
UGCCAUCCCAUAUUAACAACCUUCUCUCUGCAAAUUUGAGUCCCUGCUUCUAUAAAGACGCAUCCCAUGAAUCUGUCUCUCUAAUGAUCGGUGGAAACCCAAAGCACAUCGCCAUAUCACUCCUCCAAAAAUGUUUAACCUCAGCCCAGCUCAAGCAAGCCCACGCCCACCUCAUAACCCAUGGCCUAGCCCAUCACCCUGCAAUAGCUCGCCCCAUAAUCUUAAUCUCUUCUCGCCAAGAACCAGGCGAUAUGGACUAUGCAUCGAUGGCUUUCUCCAAAUUAUGCAAAUCCAACAACAAAGAAAAUCUCUUUCUCUGCAACUCCAUGAUCAGAGGCUUUGCUCAAGGUAAAACCACGCAAAAGGCCUUCAUCUUCUAUAUCCAACUUCUACACACUGGGUUUUCUCCCAAUAAUUUCACCUUCACAUUUCUAGUACAAGCUUGUGCAGUGAAUUCUGAAUUGGUUUUGAAUUUGGGUAGGCAAGCUCACUGUCAAACCUUCAAGUUUGGGUUCCAAACUGAUAUUUAUAUUCGCAAUUCUUUAAUAUCUAUGUAUUCCAUUAAUGGUGAAUUAGAAAGUUCAAGUUGCUUGUUCAAUGAAUUUCCUGAAUUUUUAGAUGUUGUUUCAUGGAAUUCGAUGAUAGAUGGGUACAUUCGAAAUGGCAAAAUUAUUAUUGCAGGCCAGUUAUUUGAUCAAAUGCCUGAAAAAAAUGUUGUAUCUUGGAAUUGUAUGAUUAAAGGGUAUGCUAGUUUUGAUCAGAUAGAGAAGGCGAGGAAGCUUUUCGAUGAAUGUAAUGAGAGAAACUCUAUAUCUUGGGCCACCAUGAUGUCUGCAUAUUCUCAUAGUGGAAGGCCCAAAGAGGCCUUAUCCUUGUUUCAAGAAAUGCAAGUAUCAAAAUUGAAGCCUAACCAUGCAACUAUGGUUAGUGUGCUCUCUUCUUGUGCUCAGCUAGGAGCUCUUGAUGAAGGUAGAUGGGCUCACUCUUAUAUUCACAAACACAAUCUCAAGCUCGAUCCAAUUCUCGAAACAGCUCUCAUUGAUAUGUAUUCAAAAUGUGGCGACGUCGAAAACGCGAUUCAAAUCUUCCGCCAAAUGCCCCAAAAGACUGUCUUUUCAUACACUUCAAUGGUGCUUGGCAUGGCCAUGCAUGGUCAUGGCACAGAUGCCCUCAAAACCUUCGAGCAGAUGAAGAGAGAUGGAAUCACCCCUGAUAGUGUGACCUUUGUUGCUGUUCUAUGUGCAUGCAGCCAUAUGGGUUGGGUUGAGAAGGGAUGGGAAUGCUUUGAUUCCAUGAUUAGUGAGUAUCAGAUUGAGCCUGAGCUUGAUCAUUAUACAUGUAUGGUACAUCUCUUAGGUCGAGCUGGUUUGUUAGAGGAGGCCAAGAGGCUCAUGGAUUCGAUGCCUAUGGAACCAGAUCAUGUCAUGUAUGGUGCCCUUUUAGGGGCAUGUAGGAUUCAUGGGAAUUUUGAGAUGGGAGAGAGAGUGGGAAAAAAGCUCAUGGAGUUUAAUGAUCAUGGUGGGGGGCGUUAUGUGCUCCUCUCUAACCUCUAUGCCGCGUCUAGUAUGGCUGAAGAUGCAAGAGGAGUGAGAAAAUUCAUGAGAAAGAGACGAAUUAGGACAACACCAGGGUGUAGUUUGAUCGAAGUCAAUGGAACGGUUCGUGAAUUUAUGGCCGGUGAUAGAAUGCAUCAAGAAAUCGAAGGCAUAAGCAUGGCAUCGGAUGAGUUGGCCAGACAGAGUUCAGCUGUUUGAGAGCGAGGUGUUGAACCAUUCUUUGCCUAUACCAGUCAAAAUGGGGUUUAAGCAGAGUUAGUCAGGAGUUGCCAAAGAUGAGAACAGGUUCUAGGCAGAGGUGAUGGAUGAGGAGGUGAAGAAAAAGGAAGAUGUUUGCUACUCGCUAGUGGAAGUGAAGUAGAUUCACGUGAUGUACUGAGUAGCAUGCAAUUUUUUGAAAAGUGCACGGCUUUUCAUGGAAACAUAAGGCCCCAUUCAUGUAGGGGUGGCAACCAAUCGGGUCCAUAUUCGGACCAGAGGUGGGAUCUACCCAUCGGAUCCCGGGUCUGGUCGGAUCCAUUGCCAUCCCCCUCCACCUCCACCUCCCCCUCCACCUCCACCUCCCCCUCCUUUUUCUUUCUUUUUUUUGUUGUAUGUAAUAACUGAGAAUUCUUGAGAAAUAAACGAAUUGGCAACGUAUAUGAAUA